ACAUCACCGUAAAAAAGCAGAGUCUCUGGCCCCGCCUGCUUACUGACUUUCUUGCGCUCUCUGCACCAAGAACAGCACAGCACAAUCCCACUGAUAGCAGCAAUGGGAGAGGAAACAGAUGAAACAGUGCACAUAGCAACAUGACAUGAAUCAUCCAGGGGUCACCUGUAUCAUUUUAGGCCUGUCUAUAAAGCCCUGUCACUUCAGACACGUUAAAGAGAGAGCUGAUGGCAGAUAUUUCUCCUUUUCUUGCCUUUCCUCCUCAGUUAGACUGGAGCCUGGAAUACACACAGAUGUUACUUUUUGCCCUGACAAGUUGUGGCAAUUUGUUUCUGCCAUCAUCUUCAAAGCCUGCACGACACAUUAUGGUGCUGCAGCCUGCGUGCUGCAGGGCAGCCCUGGCUAAGCCGUCGCCAGGAACUGUUUGCAAGUGAUCUUUCACUGAGGUACCCCUCGACUCCAUUGAAUGAUGCUAAGAGAGCACAAAAGCCUGCUCGUCUUUUACAUGACGUCCUUUCAUGUGGGCUCACACCUUUCUCUCAGAGAAGCACAGGGUAUAAAAGUAGAGGAAAAGCAUCUCAACUGAUAGAGCUGCUUCCUCUUUACCUUUAAGGAAUUACAUUUGACAGUCUCAAAGAAGAAAUGAGGCCCAAGAAGAUGCUGUGCUACUGUCAAACGUCUGCAUGUUGCUGUGAAGCUGUGGAGAAGUACCACUGACUGCAUAGGCUUUAGAAAUACCAUUGUUGGUGACACAUGGAAAAGAGGCAGGCAAAUGCAGCUCUCACAUCCAGUGCUGCCAGGGGGAUUACAAAGUCAGAGAUGCCCCUGGUAUUUCUACAAUAGGUUCUCCUUUCUUUCCAAAGAUUCAAUCUCAAGUUUGUAGUGAGGAAGAAGUUCAUGAAGAAGCAGGGCUCAUUUACUGAAACAGUGAUUGUCCUCAGCAAUUUGUUAAAUAACUUGAAUCCCAAAAAGUUACCCAUGCCUUUAAAAAUUACAUAACCUAGAACUGGACCCAAGAAGAGAAGAAAAGCCUCAUGGAACCUGUCCAGCCACAGCACCUUUCAUGGUGACAUCAUCAGCAGCACCCCUGCAGCUGGCCCACAGCUCCCUAGCAACCCCACACUUCACACCCAAACUUUCAAGGCAAAAGCAAGUAUCUGAUGCCCAUGAAGCUCGGCCUGCCACUGAGUAGGGAAGAGUCGAUGGAGAUUGACUUCCCACUCGUUGUCGAGGAGCCCAUGGAGGUCGACCUGCCCCUGAGCGAUGAGGAGCCCAUGGAGGUCGACCUGCCCCUGAGCGAUGAGGAGCCCAUGGAGGUCGACUCAUCGCUCAGUGGCGAGGAGCCCAUGGAGGUCGACCCGCCAUCACUGCCAGCAAGCCCAGGGUACCUCCAGGCUCACCCCGUCGCAGCACCACCUGGGGCUCUGCCAGUCAUCUUCAGAGCCAGCUUCCAGUAAGAGGCACCAGAUCACCAGCAUCCGGCAGUGAAGACAGCAGCACCCUCAC
Cuculus canorus (common cuckoo) is the source of this 1506-nucleotide messenger RNA. RefSeq names its product probable serine/threonine-protein kinase kinX. NCBI's taxonomy places the organism in Eukaryota, Metazoa, Chordata, Aves, Cuculiformes, Cuculidae. The record is from RefSeq and is a predicted model, not a curated record. The coding region runs from base 1161 to 1457 and encodes 98 amino acids. The transcript is spliced from 2 exons.